Neocloeon triangulifer is the source of this 1122-nucleotide messenger RNA. Its product is annotated as protein SLC31A2-like. Gene Ontology annotation, cellular component: membrane. The record is from RefSeq and is a predicted model, not a curated record. Gene Ontology annotation, biological process: copper ion transmembrane transport. NCBI's taxonomy places the organism in Eukaryota, Metazoa, Arthropoda, Insecta, Ephemeroptera, Baetidae. Gene Ontology annotation, molecular function: copper ion transmembrane transporter activity. The coding region runs from base 113 to 694 and encodes 193 amino acids. The transcript is spliced from 3 exons.
AAGAGCGCGCCGGCCGACCCUGCUCGUCCUCAACUUUUAUCAGUCAAAGUCAGCUGACGCCUAAGCUCUGGCAUGGAAACAUAAUAAUUGAAAUUGUCCAGGGUUGAUAGCGAUGGAGAGCACCUUCUGGGCAGGCUACCAGCUCGGGCUGUUUCUCUUUCCCGGCUUCAAGGUGACCACCCUCACCGGGUUCGUCUUCACGUGCGUCGCCGCGGGUUCUUUGGCGUUUCUCACUGAGGCGGUCAAGGUGUUCCUUUUGGCCAGGGCGCGCCGAAAGGAGCAAUUUGUGGUGCCACCGCAGGAAUGGAGUGACAUUGAGGAGACACCUUUGGUCAGGAUAAGAAACAGGAGAGAAAGGAAUGGCCAAUCCUGCAUGAGCCACUCUUCAGACACAGCCGUCUACCUUUUGUACUCGGUGGCCGCCUAUCUGCAGAUGCUGGCCGUCAUGUCCUUCAACGUUUGGCUCUUCCUGUCCGUCAUCUUUGGCUCCUCUGCCGGAUACGCGAUUUUCUCCCAAACCCCUGAUUCUCGGCCCAAAUUAAUCUUCCCCAUCAUCAAGUCUGCAGACACGUCCGCUGUUCAAAGUCCAACGGACUCGAUUGACCCCGAGCGCACCUUUAGCGAGGCGUCGGUGUCCGGUGCGGACACUCUGGACACGACGGCCAUCGUCCACAGAACAGAGGACGUCGCUUGAACUAAACAUUCCAGACAAAAAAGAAAGACCACUCGCCAAUUUAGGGAAAAAGUGAUGCUGAAAUUGUGACAAUUUAACAAAAAAAGUAUUUUAUAGGGAAAAUUUAAAUUUUAGACCUGCAGACAGAAGCACAAAAUAUCCUGCCAAAUCAAACGAAAUUUUAGAAAUUAGACAAUUUUCCAGAGUGGUCUUACAUCGUUUUAGGGAUAAAAGAGUUUUAAAAUUUUAAAGAAAACAAAUAUCGAUCAAAAAUAUGCAAAUGUGGAGGCCAAAGAGGGUUUUGACCUGCUGAUUAAGAGGAGAAGACUGCCUUUGUAAACAAUAUGAUAAGAGAAAGAGAUAAUUAUAUAAAAUGUGCUUAGUUUUGUAAGAAUGUGUACAGCUGUGCGAAACGAGAUAAAUAAAGAAUUUGAUGGUUGAAAUUUAAA